AGGUUGGGGGAGGGGUGCCCAGGCCUUUGUGAGGUCAGGGGGCGGCGGCGGCGGCGCGUCGUUGGCUUCUUCCUGCCGGUUUGAACUCAGUAGUCCCUUUAAAAAGUGUUUUUGAUUAAAUCGUGUGAACAACACUUUUUCAAAAUGAGCACCGAGAGUGAACUUGAGAAACCGGAACCUGGGGAACCAGAACUCGAGGAACCUGGGGAACCAGAACCCGAGGAACCUGUGGAACCAGAACCCGAGGAACCUGAGAAACCAGAACCCGAGGAACCUGAGAAACCAGAACCUGAGGAACCUGUGGAACCAGAACCCGAGGAACCUGAGAAACCAGAACCUGAAAAACCAGCCACCAAGAUAUAUUACUGUGAGCUUUGUAAAGUUCCAUGUAUGAGCGCUAUGAUACUCCAGACGCACUUUGCUGGAAUGAGACAUAAAAAGAGAGAAAGAGCCCUGAAGAGAAAAUGUGCUCCAGUGAUAAAUGAAGAACCACUGUCUGUAAAGAGACCACUUUCAAAAAGCAUAAGAUGUCUGAAAGAUUACAUGAAGGAUCCCAACAGAGAAGAGCCUCUUAUAGGUUUGGAAUAUGUGCUCGAGGUUCGAUUUCAAGGGAGAAGAGAUCCUUGUUAUGAAUGCCAGCUGUGCCAGUUUAAUACAGAGAUAGUGCCAAUGAUAGAACAUCUCAUUGGCCAAAGACACAGAAAAGUAUAUCUUAUGAAACAUUUUCCAGAUAAAGGAAAGAGAAACGCAAAUGAUCCUAAAGAAGACAGAGUUAGAUUUCUUAGGCGAAUAGCAAGAGAAGUAGAGAAGGAAGAAGGUUUAAAAAUGUAUAAGGUUGAAGGUUAUGAGCGACCUGGUGCAACUUCUUCAGCAGCAAAGAAGAGAGCAAGGUGGUCAGGUAGUUUCAAGCCUGAGAAUGACCCAGUUCUGAGACAGAAAGCUCUGGAAUACAUGGACUUCUUUGAGAUAACAUCUGACACUGAAGCAACUCAAGUAAUACGUAUUGCACAGUCUUUGUCAGAAGCUUUGAAGGGUUUUUGUGAAAAGAAAGAAGCUCUCAAGCAUAUUAAAAGCCUCCCACCACUGAUGGCACCAGGAGGCAGAAAUACAAAGAAGCAAAGACCUAAUAAACCACGCAAAACCUUUGAUGAUAAUCCAGGAGAUACGAAGUGGACUCAAGAGCAUACAUCUAGUGGACUUGCACAGUCACAGGGCCUAUUGGGAGAAGCUCCAAGUGGACUUGCACAGUCACGGGGCCUAUUGGGAGAAGCUCCAAGUGGACUUGCACAGUCACGGGGCCUAUUGGGAGAAGCUCCAAGUGGACUUGCAAAGUCACAGGGCCUAUUGGGAGAAGCUCCAAGUGGCCUUGCACAGUCACAGGGCCUAUUGGGAGAAGCUCCAAGUGCUUUAUAUACCCGCCAGAUGAAGGAGAUGACAUCUUCCUAUACAGUGAACUCCAAUUAUCUUGCAACAAUGUCUGCCCUCAGGAAAUCACUUGCUCCUCAGUCAGGAAACUCUCCUGGUGGAAUAAGUGAAUGGAUGAAGCAGUUCAGCCAAUCCGCUUCUGCUUCUUUCCAGUCUAAUCCAGUUAGAGAAAAAUCUCUCUGCAGUACAUCUUCACAAAGCAGUUACCCAACACAGUAUCCCCAACAAAGCAGCACUCAAAAACAUGAUAACAGAAUGACAGCUACUGAAAUAAGAAGUUGGAAUAGUAUGAGGGAUUUCUAUUCUGCUACAAGAGAUUAUCCAGCCAGUAGCCCUUCAAAAGAUUUUCCCUCUUGGUAUAAUAAUGGGAAUAAUAAUCAAAUGGCUGUAUCUCUUCCUGCGGCAAGUAAUAGUCUUGGCUGGCCAAAAUCAUCUGGAUACCAACAACCAAGUCUCCAAGCUGAUGGAAAAGCCUAUCAGCCUCCCUUUUCUGGUGGCAGUUCAUACAAUGCGUAUCAGCAACAGAACAUAGAGCAGAAUAACAAACCUACUGGUCUGUCUUCUGACAUUGUGAGUCAGCUUCGGGGAAAGGAUCCGGCUACUCUGGCAAGGAUGCUUCAGGAACUGGUUCCCCACUAUCCAGAUCUUCAGAAAAUUGAUAUUUAUACACUAGCCCAAGCUCUGAGUAGACUCAGCUAAGAAUGAAUAGGAAGAAAUGAAGAUUCUCCAUGACAAAGCGAAGCGACUACUUAGAUCUGGCCUUGUAGAAAGUUUCCUGUCUAUCCCCAAGACGAUAUUUGUUCUGUUAUCUAAAAUGAGCUGUAGAGGUAUACAUGCUGUUUUAUACACACUGUUUUAAGACCGGCUGCUUACUGGUAGGAAGUGUAAUACCUUUUAUUAGGAACAAACUAACUGACACAAUUUGGUCAUAACAAAAGGCAUUGCAGAGAUUUCUUGUCUUUGGAUUUUGUGUGGUCCAAUAUGGCUGUGUAACCUUUUCAUUCCAUACUAAACCAAGAUAUGUUGUUCUUCAAAGUGUCUUGAAACCCCUGCUGUUUCAAUUUAAACUCUGUUAAUAAAACAACUGGAUGUGGCUUUGUUAUACUAUGUAAGAAUAAAGAUAAUUCUUCCA
Gekko japonicus is the source of this 2557-nucleotide messenger RNA. RefSeq lists its product as uncharacterized. The transcript is spliced from 16 exons. Lineage: Eukaryota; Metazoa; Chordata; Lepidosauria; Squamata; Gekkonidae. Gene Ontology annotation, cellular component: precatalytic spliceosome. Gene Ontology annotation, molecular function: single-stranded RNA binding; double-stranded RNA binding; zinc ion binding. The coding region runs from base 145 to 2124 and encodes 659 amino acids. The record is from RefSeq and is a predicted model, not a curated record.